UCGCAAUUUGCGAACUUCGGCGUUCGUGACUCGACUCUAACAAGCUCCAUAAUAUUAUCGUAAGAAAAAGAUAAUAUGUUUACGCUCCAGUGACAAGCGCCGUGGUUAAAAACUAUAAGAAAUGGGCGAAGCGGACCGCGGUUCUGUCAGCAUAUCUCUCUCUCUCUCUCCUACUCAUACCUGUGUUCUUGACAGACGUUACGGCGGAACACCUUCCUCACGAUCGACCGUGGUAGCGGUCCGGUACGCCUAUCAGUAACAGCUUUUAGAACGACUAAGUAUAUUAAGUAAGGCUUUGUGGAGCGUUUUACAAAAGAGAAAAACCUAUAUCCAUCCCUUUUCAGGGGCCAUAAUACUAGCACAGCGAAAAGACAGUAAGAUUAUCUUAUCUCUGACUAUGCACGAAUGAGAAAAGAUCCUGGCCAAGCUAUAUAUUCAAUAUUAUCCUAAUAUCCCACAUACAUAUAACUCAUGGUCACCCUAAUUAGAAAGAGAUGCAUCGGCCGACCUUGACUUCUCAUGUGGACACACUUUUUGGCCAAUGUACACUCUCUGUAUUAUUUUCUAAGUCCGUGUAUGGUAAUGACACUAAUGACAGUUAUGAUUUUGACAAAAGAACGCGACAACGACAAGGGCAAACGAGCGUUACUCUUACUAUCUUGACAUAAUCUUGACGCAACCUUCACAACCUUAUGUUCUUGAAUCAUUAUGGUGCAUUUUCACCUGUAGAAUACGAUACCUACCACGUGGUUAAAACCUUAUUUUCUGCUCUGUUUACUGUGAGGUAUAUAUAUAUAAAAACAUUCCAAAAAUACAUUAUAUGUUACUAAAGGAUAUUAUUGUUACAUUGGUAAACUACCAGGUCGCCGUAUCUCGCGUUCGUUUUAUUACUAAAAUAAACAUGUCCUUAGAAAAAGCAAAACAAGUGGCAGCGUACAGGGCGGUAGAUGAGUUUGUGACGAAUAAUUCUGUCUUCGGCGUCGGCAGUGGAUCAACAGUUGUAUACGCCGUGCAGCGCCUCGCAGAACGAGUAGAGACUGAAAAGUUGAAGGUGACCUGUAUCCCUACAUCAUUCCAAGCCAAACAGCUUAUUCUUAAGCAUAACCUAUUCCUUGGAGAACUCGACACGAACCCUCGCAUUGAUGUUACUAUUGAUGGAGCAGACGAGGUGGAUGCCAACAUGACCUUGAUAAAAGGAGGGGGAGGUUGUUUGCUACAAGAGAAAAUUGUGGCUUCUUGUUCCAAAAAAAUGAUAGUCAUUGCUGAUUAUACUAAAGACUCUUCUAAACUUGGAGAUAGAUAUAAAAAAGGUAUCCCAGUAGAAGUUAUUCCUAUGGCUUAUGUUCCUAUUAGAAACAAAAUUGUGGAUCUGUAUGGAGGAGAAGUGAAAUUGCGCAUUGCUGUUGCAAAAGCAGGGCCUGUUGUGACUGAUAAUGGAAACUUCAUUCUAGACUGGAUGUUUACUAAUCAGGACUUGGACUGGGAUCAUGUCAACAAAACCAUCAAGAUGAUACCCGGAGUUGUUGAAACAGGGUUAUUUGUGAACAUGUGUCAGAAAGCUUACUUUGGACAACCCGAGGGGAAUGUUAUUGAGAGAUCUGCUGCAUAAAAUUUGAAUUGGUUUAACAUUUUAAUAUAGUACUUUCUGUUUCUGAGCAAGCACAUGGCUUGGCUAUAAUUAUAUAAGUUUUAAGUGUAGAGUUAAGAACAAAAUGAUGUAUGGCUUUAUCUAAAAAUGCAGUUAUGUUAUGGUGCAAAUGUAUAUAUUCUGCAUAAAUAUCAAAUUUAAUAUACUUUAUUUCUUA
Messenger RNA from Cydia pomonella (codling moth), 1805 nucleotides. It is a transcript of the gene Rpi, whose product is annotated as ribose-5-phosphate isomerase. The record is from RefSeq and is a predicted model, not a curated record. Gene Ontology annotation, cellular component: intracellular membrane-bounded organelle. NCBI's taxonomy places the organism in Eukaryota, Metazoa, Arthropoda, Insecta, Lepidoptera, Tortricidae. Gene Ontology annotation, molecular function: ribose-5-phosphate isomerase activity. Bases 821 to 1609 code for a protein of 262 amino acids. Gene Ontology annotation, biological process: pentose-phosphate shunt, non-oxidative branch; D-ribose metabolic process. The transcript has a single exon.